GCACUGAUCGCAGCGGUGACAUCCUCCGCGCUGAUCCCAUAUCGCGAGGAGUUGAACGGCGCCCGCGACACGGACAAGCUUCAGAAGCACGUGAAUAUCAUCAAUGCCGUGUAUAAGGUGAAAGAGAAACCGCUGGAGUUGGCGUUCAGGGCGGUGGCGGCCCAUAACGAGACGCAGUGGGCAUUGGGGCCUGAAGCUACCAGCUGGAGUUCGAAAAUGUCACGACGGGCCAGAGCGAUGAGACGAGAUGUAGAUCAAGCUUUGCUGAAAGCUAAGGACGGCCCGAAACCAAGCUGGCUGGUGAACUUCACUGAGGUAUCGCUCCUGGACUCCGAUGGGCCCGAGCAGACGGCAGCAGCGCCCGACGCUGCAUCAGGCGCAGGUCCAGCGGUGAACGCCAGCGACUACAGGUGCAAGCUGAACAGGGAUGAGCAGGUCGUCUACCGCGUCGCCAUCGGCUCGACGAAGCCUUGCGCUAGGGAGGCCAGCAAGCCGCUCAAGAUGGACGAGAGCAAGGACGCAGAUGACAGUGUCAUCGCGUGCUGGAAUGACGGCAUGCAGUGGGAGGUGCCGAAUCUGACGUACGGCAUGCUCGCCACUUGGGCCGCGAACGAGGCUAGCCAUAGGCCCGUGCACUACACGGUCGAGACCAAAGAGGGCAGUUCGUGGAAGUUGUUCGAGUACCAGGACGGGCGAGACGGCUCGAGCCUCAAGCUCAAAGGCAAGAACGCGCCACCGUUCCAGCUGAUCAUCACCAGGCACAGCAGCGACGAGAAGGCUGCGGCGAUAAAGGGCAUGACGGCGAUUAUCAAGCAGAUGGCAAAGGGCAAUAUGACAAAAGAGCAGGCCGAGAGGGCCAAGGCGCC
Messenger RNA from Prorocentrum cordatum, 866 nucleotides. The record is from the annotation of a GenBank genome assembly. Lineage: Eukaryota; Dinophyceae; Prorocentrales; Prorocentraceae.